AUGUUUCUCAUCUACGUUGCCUAUUUUCUUCUCAUCAAAUCAAUAUUUGUUCACAGUGAAUUAUUUACAUCAACAACACAUUUAACUCAUUUAUUAAAUACUGAAAUUGAAUUAUCCAAACAAUUAGAAACUUAUUUAAAAAAAGAAUAUGAACGAUUAGAUCAAGUAGAAAAAUUUCUUAAUGUUAUUAAAGAUGAAAUUCGUCAAGCACAAGGCAAUGGAGAUUAUUAUUUUGGUAAUCCAGUUAAUGCAUAUCUAUUUAUUAAACAUCUAACAGUUGAUUGGUAUACUGUAGAAGAAACUGUUUCUGUUGAAAUAUCAAAAACAAUGGGUGAUAAUUGGUUAUUUCCAUCAUUUGAAGAUUAUACAGGUUCAGCAGUUGGUUUAAUGCGUUUACAAGAUACUUAUAAAUUGAAUACAAGUGACAUAGCAAAUGGUGAAAUCAGUUCAAAUUUUAAAUCACGAAAAUUAAGUGCUUUGGAAUGUUAUGAUUUGGGACGUAUUGCAUAUACAAGCGGAGAUUUCUAUCAUACAUUAAUGUGGAUGCAAGAAGCUCUUGAUCAUUUAAAUACAGAACCUAAUAAUACAGCAGUUAACAAAAUUAAUAUUCUUGAUCAUCUUGCUUAUGCAACAUCUCAGCAAGGAAAUGUUGAACAUGCUUUAGCAGUAACAGAACAAAUACUUUCUCUUGAUCCGGAUCAUGUUCGAGCAAGAAAUAAUAAAGAUCAUUAUGAAGAACUUAUUCGAAAUAAAAGAUUGACAGCUGGUGAUGAUGCACCAACUCUUGAUUUAUUUCCAGCAAUGGAUAAACUUGAUAAAAUUGAUAUAAAAAAUCAACGACCACAGGAUUAUUUAGAAGAACGUGAAAGAUAUGAACAACUUUGUCGACAAAAUGAAUCAAAAUUGGAUCCAAAACGUGCAGCAAAAUUAUUUUGUCGUUAUCGUCAUAAUAAUCACCCAUAUCUUUUAUUACGACCAGCCAAAGAAGAACAAUUAUUAGAUCAACCAGCUCUAUAUCUUUUUCAUGAUAUUAUUAGUGAUAAAGAUAUUGAAGAAGUAAAAAGACUUGCUUCACCAAGAUUACAACGUGCGAUUGUUCGAGAUUCUGGAAGCGGUACUUUCAAAGCAGCUGAAUAUAGAACUAGUAAGAGGUACUACAAUUAUGAACAGUGACAGUUAUAUAUUCUUUUGUAUUGAAUAAUCAUAAAAUGCAUCGUGUGUUUGUUUU
Adineta steineri is the source of this 1228-nucleotide messenger RNA. The record is from the annotation of a GenBank genome assembly. Lineage: Eukaryota; Metazoa; Rotifera; Eurotatoria; Adinetida; Adinetidae.